Mycena indigotica is the source of this 936-nucleotide messenger RNA. RefSeq names its product NmrA domain-containing protein. The transcript has 7 exons. Lineage: Eukaryota; Fungi; Basidiomycota; Agaricomycetes; Agaricales; Mycenaceae. The coding region runs from base 1 to 936 and encodes 311 amino acids. The record is from RefSeq and is a predicted model, not a curated record.
AUGUCUAAACGCAUCUUCACCGUCUUCGGCGCGACCGGAAAGCAGGGCGCUGCCAUCAUCGAGUCUGCUCUCGCUGACGGGACCUUCACCCUCCGCGCUGUUUCGCGCAAGGUCGACUCCGACGCGAGCAAGGCCCUGAUCGCCCGCGGCGUCGAGGUUGUCUCCGGUGACUUGUUCGACAAGGAGUCGCUCAAGAAGGCCAUCCGCGGCAGCGAGGUCGUCUUUGGCAUCACCAACUUCUGGGACCCCUCUGUCUUCCCCGCCGACCCCAAGGGUGCUGGCGAGAUUACCCAGGGCAAGAACCUCGUUGAUGCCGCGAAGGAGGAGGGUGUCAAGUACCUCUUGUGGAGCUCGCUCCCCAACAUCUCUGAGGCCAGCAAGGGCGAGUGGAAGCACGUCUACCACUGCGACAACAAAGCCAUCGUUGGUGACUAUCUUGCUGCUUCUGGCGUCCCCCACUCGAUCGUCUACACCGCCUGGUUCGGCGAAAACCUUUGGGCAUUUGGCAGCAUGGUCCCCGCCGAGUCCGGCAACGGCUACACCAUCCCGAUCCCGAAAUACAGCGCCACCGACAAGCAACAAGCGACCUGGGUCAAGAACGACCUCGGCCCAGCUGUUCUUGCCCUCGCCAAGAACUACAACACCGACAAGGGCAAGGAGGUUGGCAUCCUCGGCGGCUCGUUCCCCGUCGUCACCCUCAAAUUCACCUACCCUGAGCUCGCUGCCGCCAUCUCCAAGGCACUUGGCAAGCCCGUCAACUUCUUCAGCGUCGAGACCACCGGCAUGGCUGAGCUCGAUGAGAUGUUCCUCUUCCAAGCCAAAACCGAGGGCAUGUACCCCGACGCCAUCCCGAACCCCAAGCUCGCUGCGCUCGGCGUCAAGUUCGGCACGCUCGACCAGUUCAUCAAGGAGGGUGUCCUCAAGCACUUCUCGUAG